Molecule: messenger RNA, 1890 nt
Organism: Pterocles gutturalis (yellow-throated sandgrouse)
Lineage: Eukaryota; Metazoa; Chordata; Aves; Pterocliformes; Pteroclidae
Gene: FNDC3A
Product: fibronectin type III domain containing 3A
Exons: 11
Coding region: 1-1884 (627 amino acids)
Molecular function (GO): protein binding
Source: RefSeq, a predicted model, not a curated record
AUGCUUAAUUUACCUCACUUAGUUGAAAUAUUGCUGGUUUUUAUAGAUCUGCCAAAAGACAAUGGAGGAGCAGCAAUAAAUACGUAUGUUGUGGAAAUGUCUGAAGGCUUAAAUGGAAACAAAUGGGACACAAUAUAUAGUGGAGCUGCUAGGGAACAUGUGUGUGACCGGCUAAAUCCUGGCUGUUCCUAUCGCUUACGUGUAUAUUGUGUUGGGGAAGGUGGACAAAGCACGGCAUCUGAUUCUUUACUGGUGCAGACACCAGCAGUGGUUCCUGGUCCAUGCCAGCCUCCAAGGCUACAGGGGAGACCCAGAGCAAGAGAAGUUCAGCUGCGCUGGGGACCACCUCAGGUAGAUGGUGGCUCACCCAUUACCUGUUACGGUCUGGAAAUGUUUCAGACAGAAACCGAUGAGCACAGAGAGGUUUACCAAGGCUCUGAUGUUGAAUGCACAGUAGGCAGCCUUCUUCCAGGGAGGACAUACAACUUCAGACUGCGAGCAGCUAACAAGGCUGGGUUUGGACCUUAUUCGGAAAAAUGUGAAAUAACUACAGCACCUGGACCACCAGAUCAGUGCAAGCCCCCUCAAGUGGCAUGCAGGUCGGCUGCAUGUGCUCAGGUGUCGUGGGAGGUUCCAGUGAGUAAUGGAGCUGAUGUCACAGAGUAUCGACUGGAGUGGGGUGGUGUGGAAGGAUGCAUGCAGAUCUCCUAUUGUGGGCCUGGGCUCAACUGUGAAAUGAAAGGGCUUUUGCCUGCCACUAUAUACUAUUGCAGAGUUCAGGCAGUGAAUGUUGCAGGUGCAGGCCCUUUCAGUGAAGUAGUGGCAUGUAUGACUCCAGCCUCUGUACCUGCAGUUGUGACUUGUCUUCGGGGACUAAGUGAAGAUGAAGUUGAAAGUCCACACUAUUCUCCUUCCACAUGCCUUGCUAUAAGCUGGGAAAAACCUUGUGACCAUGGAUCUGAAAUCCUUGGCUACAGCAUAGACUUUGGAGACAAGCAGCCGAUAACUGUUGGGAAGGUUCUCAGCUAUUUUAUAGAUGGCCUACAGCCAGAUACUACCUACAGAGUACGAAUUCAAGCCCUAAACAGUCUCGGAGCAGGUCCUUUCAGCCACACCAUAAAACUGAAAACAAAGCCUCUCCCUCCGGAUCCACCUCGCCUGGAAUGUGCUGCAUACAGUUCUCAGACUCUCAAGCUGAAGUGGGGAGAGGGAACUGCAAAAGCAUUAACUGACUCCAUUCAGUACCACCUUCAAAUGGAGGAUAAGAAUGGAAGGUUUGUAUCCUUAUACAGAGGACCAUGUCAUACAUACAAAGUACAAAGACUCAGUGAGUCAACAUCAUACAAAUUUUGUAUUCAGGCAUGUAAUGAAGCUGGUGAAGGUCCCCUUUCCCAAGAAUAUGUUUUCACUACUCCUAAAUCUGUUCCAGCUGCCUUGAAAGCACCGAGGAUAGAGAGAGUAAACGAUCACACUUGUGAAAUCACGUGGGAGGUUCUGCAGCCCAUGAAGGGUGAUCCAAUUAUCUACUGUCUUCAGGUCAUGGUGGGAAAAGACUCGGAGUUCAAACAGAUUUAUAAGGGUCCGGACUGGUCGUUCCGAUACACAGGCCUGCAGCCGAACUGCGAAUAUCGUUUCCGCGCAUGUGCCAUCCGACAGUGCCAAGAGACAGUCAGUCAUCAGGACCUGAUUGGCCCCUACAGCACACCAGUGCUAUUCAUCUCUCAGAGGACUGAACCACCGGCAAGCACCAACAAGGACAGUGUGCAAACCACAAGGACACAAUGGUCACAGAGCGACCAAGUGUGUGCUGCUGUCAUCCUUGCACUUUUUGCUAUCUUUUCCAUUCUGAUUGCUGUUAUAAUUCAGUACUUUGUAAUAAAGUGAAGAAAA